UGUCACCGCCAUGGCAACCAAGGGCCCGAAGCCCAGUUCCGGCGGCACGAAAAGAUCGUCGGGCACUACCACCGUGUUCCCGGUAGGGAAGCCCGCGGGCCCGCCGCGGCCGGCGACGACGAAGGGGUCGGCGCCCGUGAAGCUGCUGACGAACGUGGAGAAGCUGCGGCUGCUGACCAAGGCGGAGAAGGCGGGCCUGCUGUCCGCGGCGGAGCGCGCCGGGCUGUCGCUGUCGGCGGUCGAGCGGCUCGGGUUGCUGUCCAAGGCGGAGGAGCUCGGGGUGCUGUCGGCCGCCACCGACCCCGGCACCCCCGGCUCGCUGCAGGGCCUCGCGCUCCUGCUGCUGGCCGCCGGCCCCGCCGUCGUCUUCCUCGUCCCCGAGCAGUACCCCUGGGAGGUGGCGCUGCAGGCCGUCGCCGCCCUCGUCUGCGUCGCCGGGGGCUCCUCCGCGUUCGCCGCAUCCAGCUUCGUGUCCAGGCUCCAGGGCUCCUCUGGCUGAUCUCGACGAACUCUGCUUGCUUCAGCAUCGACCGGGUGUCAAUUGCUGCGUUUGAUUCUAGCACCUGUGAUCUUGCGUAGAGUUAAUCUACUGUACUCCUGUAAAGAUGGGCUGAUAUUUAUACGAUGCGCCAUUCGGUUGCAAUACUGCAGGUUUUUGUAUUAAAGGGGUGUUGUCGAACUUCUGAUGGAAGCACUUCUGUACUUAGUUUAUCUGUAUCUUUAAAAGGAUUCAGAAUCAGAAUUGCUUUUAAAAAAAGAGUUAAUUAUAA
Messenger RNA from Triticum aestivum (bread wheat), 770 nucleotides. RefSeq lists its product as uncharacterized. NCBI's taxonomy places the organism in Eukaryota, Viridiplantae, Streptophyta, Magnoliopsida, Poales, Poaceae. The record is from RefSeq and is a predicted model, not a curated record.